UUCCUUGAAACAAUCAAUUUCUUUGCUGUCAAUUAUGAUAAUGUUGACGUUAAUGGUGAUUUAAUAUAUGAUUAUGACCACCUUAGUGCUUUUCAAUGAUCAAUCAUGUUGCUGUGGGCGAUGAUGAUUUAGCACGCUGUCAUGACUACGAUCAUGUGGGCGUUCUCUCUAAUGAACAAUGAAAUUGAUGGUGAAUGGUGAUGGAUGGUGCCGAAGAAGAAGUAAAAGGAGAGGGGAAGCCCAUGGAUUGCAGCAAACACCAGAAGCGGAUGAAGGACAGAGAUCUUGGUGUCUCAUGCAUGGUGAACACAGAGGUUGGUGCUCUCUUGACAGUCAUGAGAAUGAAUCCCGUGGACAUGCCUACACCUCAAUUCGGCAUUCAUGGUACAGAGGAAGCCGUCGACACCUCCUUCAUCAACUCCCUCAAGUCCCUGCGCACCUUCAUCUUCAACCUCCAGCAGGAUUGGCACUCAAUCAAUCCCUCCAUCUAUCUGUCACCCUUCCUAGACGUGAUUCAGUAUGAAGAGAUCUCUGCAGCAGCCGCUGGAAUCUCUCUGUCGGCCAUACUCAAGAUUCUUAGGCUGGACAUCUUUAACACAGGGACGCCCCGAGCUCGGGAAGCGAUGCAUUCAGUCGUGGAAGCCAUUGCCAAUUGUCGGCUAGAGCGGGCCAACAUGCCUGCAGAUGACGCCAUUCUCAUGAGGAUUCUUCAGCUUCUCGUUACAUGCUUGAAGUGCAAGGGCUCUCCAUUGUUGAGUGACAAUGCGGUUUGCACCAUUGUUAACACCUGCUUCCAAAUAGUUCAGCAAUCCGCAUCCAGAGGACAUGUGCUCCAACGUUGUGCCCGGCACACCAUGCAUGAAUUGGUGCAGAUGAUCUUUGCUCGCUUGCCAGACCUGGACAGCAGUGUUGAGAUAUUGUUGGAUAAUGACCAUAUAUCGACCAUGAAUUAUGGCAUUGGUGCCAUAAUUGACAUAUUUCAAUUUAUAUGUUCUUUGUUGAAUUUAUCUGUUGAAGUGCCGUUUGAUUUUGAUUCGACAGUCAGUGGGCCUGAUGAAGAUAUUCAAUUAUUUGCACUAAUCCUAAUAAAUUCUGCAAUCGAGUUAGGAGGCGAAGCGAUUGCUAGGCACCAAAAACUGCUAGGAAUAAUUCAAGAUGAUCUCUUUUUCCAUCUCAUUCACUACGGUUCAAAUUCUAGUCCUUUAGUAUUAUCAAUGAUUUGCAGUACAGCUCUUAAUCUAUACCAUCACCUGCGAAGUUUUUUGAAGCUUCAGCUCGAGGCCUUUUUUUGGUUUGUCUGUUUGAAGAUUGCAGGAGGGAAGCUAUACACAGCACAACAAGAAGAAGUUGCAAUUGAAGGCUUGGUUAGCUUCUGUAGGCAGCCCAAAUUUGGAGUAGAAAUGUACAUGAAUUUUGACUGUGAUCCAAUGCGCGAAAACAUAUUUGAAGAAAUAGGGAAGUUACUUUGUAAAAAGGCAUCUCCAGGAACUGGUCCAUUGACAUCUAUACAGUCACAAUCUUUUGAUGGAAUGGUUGUGAUGAUUCAAAACAUUGCAGAUGGCAUAGAUGGCAUUGACAGAACGAAUUCUAACUUGAAAUCACCAGAAUUUUAUGACGCCCCUUCUUCUAGCUCCGAUUGUAUAGAAACUACAAAGUAUAGGUCAUUUUGGACUGAAAAAUGUGAGGACUAUGGUGAUUCAGAGACAGUGAUUGAGUUUGUGAGGAUGAGGAAGUGCAUGAAGAAGAGAUUGAUGGUCAGUUCAGACCAUUUUAACAGGGAUGAAAAAAAGGGUUUGGAGUUCUUGAAACAUUCACAGCUUGUUCCUGACCCUCCUGAUGCACAUAGUAUAGCCUAUUUCUUGAGGUAUACUCAAGGUGUGGAUAAGACAUUGGUUGGAGAUUAUCUUGGUGAUCCAGAUGAGUUUCAUAUACAAGUUCUCAAGGAAUUCACCUCAACUUUUAACUUCACAAACAUGACCCUUGAUAUUGCACUUCGGAAUUUCCUCGAGACAUUCAGAUUGCCCGGAGAAGCGCAAAAGAUUCAGAGAGUUCUUGAGGCUUUUGCCGAGAGAUUUUAUGUGCAAUCUGAUGAAACAUUUGCAGACAAAGAUGCAGUCAUGGUGUUGUGUUAUUCUCUUAUAAUGCUAAACACCGACCAGCAUAAUGUACAGGUGAAGAAGAAGAUGACAGAGGAGGAAUUCAUAAGAAAUAAUAGGAACAUAAAUGGGGGAGAGGAUCUACCUAGAGAAUAUCUGUCCGAGUUGUUUCAAUCAAUUGCAAAUAAUGAGAUCACAUUAGCGGAUCAAUCUGCAGCUUCUGAAGACAUGAAUCCAAGCAGAUGGAUCUAUGUUAUCAACCAGUCAAACAAUACAGAUCCCUACAUCUCCUGUGAUACUCGGCCUUGGUUGAACCGUGACAUGUUCUCUACCCUUGUUGGCCCUUCAAUCGCUACAAUUGCAGCAAUCUUUGAACAUACAAAUGAUGACAAUAUCUUGAAGCAGUGCAUGGAGGGCUUCAUUGCAGUGGCAAGAGUAGCAAGGUACAAAUUUGAAGAUGUUCUAGAUGAACUUCUAGCAAUGUUAUGCAAGUUCACCACCUUGUUGAAUCCAUUUUCGUCUCUGGAAGAGACCCUCUUCAGCUUUGCCGAAGAUGUCAAGCCAAAGAUAGCUACACUUACAGUGUUCACCAUUGCCAACAAGUUUGGUGAUUCCAUCCGCAGUGGCUGGAGGAACAUUGUUGAUUGUUUGCUAAGAUUGAAAAAGCUCAAGUUGUUGCCUCCCAGCCUUUCAGGAGCAGAAGUUGAAGCCCCAGCAGAUCGACUGGAUCUUGAUGUCCCAUUACAUUCCAGAGCUGAAUCUUGUGUUGUACUACCAUUAAACAUGAACAGUGAAGGCCGUUUCUCAAGCCUGAUGGGAAAAUUUACAGCUUUCUUGUCAGCUGAAAGCAACGAUGAACGCAUGUCUACUGGCAGCAGAAGCAUCAUAGACAAAACCUUGCAGUUUAUUAAUCAGUGUUGCAUUGACAGCAUAUUUUCGAAGGCAAAGUACUUGGAUGAUGAUUCCUUACAACAUCUUGGUAGAGCACUUUUGAUGGCAGCUGCUGGACGGACGCAAAAAUUCACUAGCCCUUUAGAUGAAGAAGACACCGCAGGAUUUUGCUGGGAUCUGAUUGUUAUGAUCACGGUGCCCAAUCUUAAUCGAUUCAUGUCUUUCUGGCCUGCUUUCCAUGAAUACCUUGCGAUGACAAGUCAGUUACCUAUAUUUGCUUCAUGUCCCUUCGUCGAAAAGUCACUCUGUAGUUUACUAAACAUCAGCAAGAAGCUUCUUCUUCAAUCAGAUUCUCAAUCAGAAGAACUUAUUUUCAAAUCUCUGCAAGUAAUCUGGAGAAUAGAUGGUCAAGUUGGAGAUGCAUGCUGUGAAGAAAUUACCCAACUGGCAGCCAAUGUUCUGAUAGAAGAUGCCAAGAAGAUCCAGACAGAGUUUGGGUGGCAAUCAGUGCUUGCUGUUUUGUCAAUGGGUGCACGACACCCUGAAGCAUUUAACGAUGGCAUCGAAGCACUUAUCUUCUUGAUGUCUGCUAAUGGAGCAUAUCUUACGAGCACAAAUUAUAACAUGUGCAUUGAGACUGCAUUUAGUUUUGCGGCUUCAAAAGUCAGCUCUAUAGAACAGAGCAAGCAACUUAUUGAUCUAAUGGCAGAUUCCAUGCCUCUACUGAUUUCAUGGCACCAUUGUGGAUUCGCAGACCCUGAUAGUAGUGUUAACAGCGGCAGUAGCUCAUCAUUUGCAAUUCAAGACUCAUCUGGAAGCAGUACAUCAUGUACUACUACAAUGUUCAUGAAGUUGGUCGAAAACCUUCGGAAGAUGUGUCUGAUUCGACGAGAGGAGAUCAGAAAUUAUGCAGUAUCAUUAUUAAGGAGAUGUUUUGUGAAGGCUGAAGAGUUGGGGUUAACUUCAUCAGCAUUCAUGCUUUGCUUCAAUAAUGUCGCAUUUGCCAUGGCUGAUGAUUUGCUGGAGAAAGCAGUUGAGUACUCGAGAAGAGAGAACUCAGAGAAGGAGAUGCAUAGCACAGAGGGAACACUGAUUUUGAGUAUGGAGUUUCUAGCAGACACUUAUGUUCAAUUUCUGCCGCUAAUUUCAACAUCUUCUGGGUUUAAAUCCUUCUGGUUGGGUGUUCUCCGAAGGAUGGACGCCUGCAUAAUGGCAGAGUUGGGUGGCAGUGACAGUUUGAAGAUCCUGGUACAAGAUCUACUGAGGAGGAUGAUAAUAGCCAUGAAAGAGAGGAACAUUCUAAUGCAGAAGGAAGAUAAUGAGCUGUGGGAUGUAACUGUUACUCAAAUUCUGAAGAUAGCACCCGCGGUUAAGGAUGAGCUUCUUUCUGAAAACUAAUUGG
Molecule: messenger RNA, 4389 nt
Organism: Nymphaea colorata (pocket water lily)
Lineage: Eukaryota; Viridiplantae; Streptophyta; Magnoliopsida; Nymphaeales; Nymphaeaceae
Product: ARF guanine-nucleotide exchange factor GNL2-like
Exons: 2
Coding region: 195-4385 (1396 amino acids)
Biological process (GO): regulation of ARF protein signal transduction
Molecular function (GO): guanyl-nucleotide exchange factor activity
Source: RefSeq, a predicted model, not a curated record